Messenger RNA from Cuscuta europaea, 1159 nucleotides. The record is from the annotation of a GenBank genome assembly. NCBI's taxonomy places the organism in Eukaryota, Viridiplantae, Streptophyta, Magnoliopsida, Solanales, Convolvulaceae.
GCGGCUUCCCCGUGUUUGCCAGUCAAAGAGCUUUUAAGCCCUUCUAUGGGUUAUUUUUUGGGCUUGAACGCCUUAUGUCACGUUUUUGGGCUACACGGGGUGUUUUGUUAACGCCUUGCGCCUAGGCUCGCCCUGGCGGCGCCUUUAUGGACCUUUUAGAACACUGCAUGUGGCUAUAUAUAAUUGGAGGGCAUUCCAUGUCAGCAAUUUGUUUAAGGGAAAUUUUACGGUGCAGGCACCUUCCGGGACGUUUUGGUGCACCUUAUUUUCGGCCGCCUGUACGAGGAGCAGUGAACCCAGAAGGAAGACAAAGGAAGGAGAAGAGCUCCAUCCUGCAAACUUUGCAAGUUCUUCCUCACCCUCCUCUCCCCUACAUCCUCCUAGAAGAGUGCAGAGCCAAUCUUCAACAAAAUUGCAACCACGGGUGGCUUAAUCGACUUCUCAAAGACUCUAGGUAGCCAGCUUCACUGAAUUCCCGAACUGCUUAUCGAACUCUUGAACUAACCAGGCUCUGGAUUCUGGAGGCAGCCACACAAACUCUCGUCAUCUUUAGGGAAUGAUGCUGGUGUGUAUAGUUGCAAGACCAGAAGGAGAAACAGAUGGAGGUGCUUGACCUUGUCUAUUCUUAUAAUUGGUAGUGAGUGCUAGUGUUACUAACUUUUAUUUAGGCUCCACUAUUUAUAAUGACGUGUUGGACUUCACACUAGUAUUAUGAUCCACACAUGCUAGUUUGAUGCACACCUGCUAUUUCAAUUCUAAUUACUAUAUGUGUUGUUCUUCGCACUAUUAUUAUAAGUGUACAAGAAUUUGUCCUCUAAAGUAAUCGGUAAGUUUUGAUUUAAUUGAAGUGUAAAUAAUCGAUGUUAACUAUAAUUGAGUCUUUUAUUUGAACGUCCAGUUUAUAAACAAAAGGGAAGAAGCGGUGGAAGACGUAGCAGAAGUGGAUAAAGUGGAAGAGGCGACGAUUGUGAAAGAGUUGGAAGAAGCGGAAAAGGUGCUAGGAACUCAAGAAUUAGUUGAAUAAAUGUAAUAGGUAGUCUAUUGAUUGUUUUUUUCAUGUAUUAUGAGGGAAGAAAUGGCUGGUUUUUUUGAGGAGCAAUACUUUUGGAUGUUUUUUUAUCACAUCUAAUUUGUGAAGAGCUGAAUAUUUGCACUUGUU